AUGAUGACUGAUCAACCAUUAGAGAUUGCUGUUGACGAGGAGAUCGCGUCGGUGGCUGGCACGACGACGACCACUGGCACGUCCUUAGCCUCGAGCGUGUUGCAGUACGAGUUCAAAUACGGGCGUCGCUAUCACGCGUACCAGGCUGGCAGCUAUGCGUUUCCCAAUGACGAACCCGAGCAAGAUCGAUUGGACAUGGUGCACCACGUUUAUUAUCGCGGCUUGAACAACCGGCUCUUCCUCGCUCCCUUUAACCCCGACGGAAAAAGGAUUCUCGACAUCGGAACUGGGACUGGGAUCUGGGCGAUUCAACUCGGUGACCAUUACCCUAAAGCCGCAGAAAUCCUCGGGAACGAUCUCAGUCCAAUUCAACCUGCUUGGGUUCCCCCGAAUGUCAGCUUCAUAAUCGACGACGUCGAGAAACCAUGGGUACAAGGCGAGCCGUAUGAUUUUAUCCACUGCCGGUAUAUGGCUGGAUCGAUCAAAGAUUGGCCGCGACUGAUCGAGCAAUGUUACGCGAAUCUGAAGCCUGGAGGCUGGCUGGAGUUGCAGGAGACCACGAACAGGCCGUACUCGGAGGAUGGCAGUCUCAAGCCGGACAGUUAUAUAAACAAGAUGAUGGAUGGUUUGAUCGAGGCAUGCGAUAAGAUCGGGCGCACGAUGGACCCUGCACCGUCGUUUGAGAAGUGGGUGAACCAGGCUGGGUUCAACAAGGUAUCGAAGCAAACAGUGAAGCUGCCGGUGGGAGUGUGGCCCAAGGACAGCCGGCUGAAGGAGUGCGGGGUGCUGAUGCGGGCGAACCUCGUAGAAGGAGUCGAGGCGUUCACGGCGGCGCUGUUUGGAGAGGUGCUGAAAUGGCCGAGAGAGGAGGUUGAGGCUCUGAAUGCAGGUGUUCGGGCAGAGUCGGUGCGCAACGAUAUUCAUCCGAUCUUUGACUUUCACAUAAUCAGUGCCCAGAAGCCAUUGGAAGCCUGA
Aspergillus calidoustus is the source of this 975-nucleotide messenger RNA. NCBI's taxonomy places the organism in Eukaryota, Fungi, Ascomycota, Eurotiomycetes, Eurotiales, Aspergillaceae. The record is from the annotation of a GenBank genome assembly.